Aedes albopictus (Asian tiger mosquito) is the source of this 1086-nucleotide messenger RNA. RefSeq lists its product as uncharacterized. NCBI's taxonomy places the organism in Eukaryota, Metazoa, Arthropoda, Insecta, Diptera, Culicidae. The record is from RefSeq and is a predicted model, not a curated record. The coding region runs from base 1 to 1086 and encodes 361 amino acids. The transcript has 3 exons.
AUGGACAAAAAUGAGUACGCAACCAAGAUGAAGCAGUUGCUAACUAGCGACAAAACCUACGUAACCGUCGAUAAAGAUCCAACGUCCUCUUUCCAAACGAAGAACAACAGCAUCGUACGACGCCUGCAGGACCUAAAGCUCAUAGACACACGCACGGCGAUGAAGCUAAGGACCUAUAAAGCUGUUUGCCCGAAAAUAUAUGGUCAGCCUAAAGCACACAAAGCAGGAUUACCGCUCCGUCCUGUUGUACCAUGUAUGACAGCUCCAUCCUACGAACUAUCGAAGUUUGUCGGAUCGAUUCUACGAAAAUCACUAACUAGCAAGUACAACAUCAAGGAUUCGUUCGAGUUCUGCCAAUAUGUCAACAACAUCUGCCUUCCGACGGGACACAUUUUGGUUUCCUUUGACGUGGUUUCGCUUUUCACGUCGAUUCCAAAAGAUUACUUCUCAUUCGAAGGAGCUUACUAUAUACAAAAAUUUGGAACCGCCAUGGGAAACCCCCUGUCCCCAAUCAUCGCUGACUUGGUGAUGGAAGACAUACUGGACGAAGCGAUCUCUAAAACAAGCUGUGUCAUCCCAUUCAUAAAAAAGUAUGUGGAUGAUCUAUUUCUGGUACUUCCACCCGACAAAGUACAAGACGUCGUAAACACGUUCAACGAAGUCAACCAAAACAUCCAGUUCACUCUGGAGAUGGAGGAAGGUAGAAGGCUCCCCUUCCUGGAUAUGGCACUCAUCCGACAGGAGGACGACACGGUAAAAACGGAAUGGUACUGCAAGAGCAUCGCGUCGGGACGUUUCCUCAAUUUUCAUUCCGGUCAUCCAAUGCACCAAAAGAUGAAUGUAGCCCAAAACUUCGUCAAGCGGGUGAUGGUUUUCUCCACGAACUUGGACCUAAAAAGGAAAAGAGAAAUCGUACACCGCCACCUGAAAGCAAACGACUACCCGAAAUGCCUCAUCAACAGACUAAUCAACCGUGCAAAACAUCAAACGGUAAACAACAAUACAGCUAUGGACGUUCAGUUCCUGCGGCUACAAGUGGCCAUCGUGGCGCUGUUUAGUGUGUGUGCGGCGGAAGUAGACAAAUAG